This is a messenger RNA of Yamadazyma tenuis ATCC 10573, 579 nucleotides long. It is a transcript of the gene AHP1, whose product is annotated as thioredoxin peroxidase. Gene Ontology annotation, molecular function: thioredoxin peroxidase activity. NCBI's taxonomy places the organism in Eukaryota, Fungi, Ascomycota, Pichiomycetes, Serinales, Debaryomycetaceae. Gene Ontology annotation, biological process: hydrogen peroxide catabolic process; cellular response to oxidative stress; cell redox homeostasis. Gene Ontology annotation, cellular component: cytoplasm; peroxisome; mitochondrion. The record is from RefSeq and is a predicted model, not a curated record.
ACUUCAUUCUCACCAUGUCUUCUGAUCCUACUGACUUUAAGUUAAAAUACGUGCCAAUUGAUGGCUCCAACCAUGAAUUGACCUCUUGUAAACCUCCGGUCGAACUUGACUUGGCCAAGGAGUUUGCCAGUGGUAAGACAGUGGUGGUGACAGGAGCUCCUGGUGCUUUUACUCCUACUUGUACUGAGCAACAUAUUCCUGAUUAUUUGAAGCAUAUCAAGGACUUCAAGGCCAAAGGUGUGGACCGUGUGAUUGUUCUCACUGCCAAUGAUCCGUUUGUGAACGCUGCCUGGGGAAAGGCCCUUGGGUACGUUGACGAUGAAAACUACUUUGUGUUUGCGUCUGACCCGGAGGCAAAAUUCUCCAGCAAAUUGGGUGGUGAUACCUAUGCGGUGGAUAUGUCGAAGGCCGGCAUGGGAAUUAGAACCUCACGGUACACGUCGAUCAUCAAGGACGGAAGUUUGACGUUCCUCGGGAACGAAGAUACCUUAGGGUUCUCUGAUAUUUCGGCUGCUUCCACCGUGCUCGAGCGGUUGUAAACAUGUAAUUGUUUGUAUUGAAUGUAUCAUUUUGAGUAAC